This is a messenger RNA of Cyprinodon tularosa, 1584 nucleotides long. RefSeq names its product E3 SUMO-protein ligase ZBED1-like. The record is from RefSeq and is a predicted model, not a curated record. NCBI's taxonomy places the organism in Eukaryota, Metazoa, Chordata, Actinopteri, Cyprinodontiformes, Cyprinodontidae. The transcript has 2 exons. Gene Ontology annotation, molecular function: DNA binding. The coding region runs from base 268 to 1584 and encodes 438 amino acids.
GGCUGAACGAUCUAUCGUUUUCGACCGAAAACCGCGAUCUCAAGCAACGCGAUUUUGGGAAUGUCAAAGCUGCGGUUUUUCUUGGUGCAUAUUAGCCCAAUAAUUCCUCAAUAAUUCCAAUGCAUGCUCAUGUAGAAAGGCUCUGUGUCGGCUAUUUCCAAUCAGAAAAGGCUCUGUGUCGGCCAGAACCAAUCAGAAAGCUGAAAGGCUGCGCGUGACCAGAUGACGUUUUCAGUGUAGCUCGUAAGCUCGAGAUUCAAUUUCAAGAUGGCUGAAGCGGGAGCAGACGUGGAGCCGACAAAAUUAAUACCAAAGAAAAACAGCACGUCGGUCAUUUGGCAGUAUUUUGGAUUUGAGGCCACUGAUGAGCACCAGAAACAGGUGAUUUGUCAAACAUGUCGUGGGAAAGUGGCUACAUCGGCUGGCAAUACCACCAAUUUACAUCGUCACUUGAGAGUCCACCACCUUAACUUGUAUGAGGAUUGUAUGGCGAAAAAGAGCCUUGAAACAUCAAGUAGCAGUGAUACUUCAGCAAAACAGCCAACCAUAACUUCAUCCUUUGCCAGUUUGACGCCUUAUGAAAGAACUAGCCGAAGACACAAGGAGAUUACCACUGCCGUAACGAAUUACUUAUCGAAGGAUAUGGUGUCUGUAAACACAGUAACCAAAGACGCAUUUAAAAGUUUGCUACGCACAAUGGACAAGAGGUAUGUUCUACCCUCCCGCACCUACUUUAACCGAGUCGCCAUCCCACAGCUGUACGGAGAAUGCAAGGCCAAAGUUGUAAAUGAGCUGGAAAACAUGGAGUUUUACGCGUCAACUACGGAUCUGUGGUCAAGUAGAACGACCGAGCCAUACAUGAGUUUGACGGUGCAUUUCGUGAAUGCAAACUUUGAGUUGAGAAGCCGCUGCCUGCAGACAGCAUACUUCCCCACUGACCAUACGGGGGAGAACAUUGCAAUUGGGCUUAAAGAGUGCUUGGCAAACUGGGGCCUAAAAGAAGAGGCCCAGACCUGCAUCACAACAGACAACGCCACGAACAUGGUCAAAGCGAUGGAGCUCAAUCAGUGGACCAGACUGCAGUGCUUCGGGCACCGGCUGCAUCUUGCAAUUGAAAAUGCAGUCAAAGAUGACCAACGCAUCAAACGGGCCACAGGACUGUGCAAGCAGCUGGUAGCAGUCUUCAGCCACAGCUGGAAGAAAAAGGCGGCGCUAAAACAGGCACAGGAAGACCUGAAUCUUCCUCAGCAGUCAAUGGUCACCGAAUGUCCGACACGAUGGGGCUCCCGGCAGAAAAUGAUUGAGAGGGUGUUGGGACAGAGCAAGGCACUGUGCCAAGUUCUGUCUGAAGACAGGAAGACGCGGCACCUGGUCCCGACUUGGCAAGACACUGAUGUGCUUGAAUCUGUAAACAAUGCUCUCGGUCCUCUUCAGGAGUUCACAGACGCCCUCUCAGGUGAGGACUAUGUGAGCGUAUCCUACCUAAAGCCAGUGCUCCACCUGCUGAGAACAGCAACACUUGCUGUAACUGACCAAGACACAGAUCUCACAAAGGAGAAAGUCAAAAGCUCUCCACUACAUUGA